AUGGCAUCUUCAUUAGGAGGCAAUAGCGUAGAGUGGCACGUUCGUCCUCCAAACCCUAAAAACCCAAUCGUCUUCUUCGAUGUCACCAUCGGUAACAUACCUGCCGGUAGAAUCAAAAUGGAACUCUUCGCUGAUAUUGUCCCCAAAACCGCCGAGAAUUUCAGGCAGUUCUGCACGGGGGAGUACAGGAAAGCAGGGCUUCCUAUUGGUUACAAGGGUUGUCAAUUUCAUAGAGUGAUUAAGGAUUUUAUGAUCCAGGCUGGUGAUUAUGUAAAGGGUGAUGGUAGUGGAUGUGCUUCCAUUUAUGGACUCAAGUUUGAUGACGAGAAUUUCAUCGCCAAACACACUGGACCUGGCCUUCUAUCAAUGGCAAAUAGCGGACCAAAUACCAAUGGUUGCCAGUUCUUUUUAACUUGUGCAAAAUGUGACUGGCUUGACAACAAGCAUGUUGUUUUUGGGAGAGUGCUUGGAGAUGGUCUUUUGGUUGUGAGGAAGAUUGAGAAUGUUGCAACUGGACCCAAUAACCGGCCAAAAUUAGCUUGUGUCAUUGCUGAAUGUGGUGAAAUGUAA
This is a messenger RNA of Vicia faba (fava bean), 570 nucleotides long. The record is from the annotation of a GenBank genome assembly. Lineage: Eukaryota; Viridiplantae; Streptophyta; Magnoliopsida; Fabales; Fabaceae.